This is a messenger RNA of Solea solea (common sole), 5139 nucleotides long. RefSeq names its product calpain 3b (gene capn3b). Gene Ontology annotation, molecular function: calcium-dependent cysteine-type endopeptidase activity; calcium ion binding. Bases 198 to 2543 code for a protein of 781 amino acids. Lineage: Eukaryota; Metazoa; Chordata; Actinopteri; Pleuronectiformes; Soleidae. The record is from RefSeq and is a predicted model, not a curated record. Gene Ontology annotation, cellular component: cytoplasm. Gene Ontology annotation, biological process: proteolysis; negative regulation of apoptotic process. The transcript is spliced from 23 exons.
AGUGACUGUGGGAGUGUUUGUGUGAGAAGCUGCAUGUCGGUUGGUGACUGUCCACAGUAUUUUAAAAGGAACUAAAAGUGAUCACCAGAGUCAGGGAGGAGGGCACAGGAAGUUUCUUUGGGCUGUUUUGCAAGUUCAUUCUCUGUUUCUACAACUAAGGAAGGACUUUACUUCAUGAACUGCUCUCUGAAAGAGAAAUGCCAAAGUCUAAGGUAAACACUCAUAAGAUGGGGGACAGAAAACAUGACAAGAGAGAGCCAGUUGUGGAAGAGACAAAGGUGAAAGUGCUUCUUGAACGUGAAGCGUCAUUCGAGCCUGAUGAAAAAGCUGAUUAUGCUCCUGCUGGUGCGAACUCAAUCUACUCUGCGAUUCUGAGCAGAAACGAGGCCGUCAAAGAUGCCAAGCGCCUGAAGACAUUUCUGGAGCUGCGAGACAAAUAUGUGAAGAAGAAGGUUCUGUUUGAGGACCCCCUGUUCCCUGCAAAUGAAUCCUCACUCUUCUACAGUCACAGACCUGCCAUGAAGUUUGAGUGGAAACGCCCCUCGGAAAUUUGUCAAAGCCCUCACUUCAUCAUAGAUGGAGCCAACAGGACUGACAUCUGUCAAGGAGAAUUGGGUGACUGCUGGCUGCUCGCCGCCAUCGCCUGUCUGACGCUGAAUGAGAAGCUGCUGUACAGAGUCAUUCCAAGAGAUCAGAGCUUCACUGAGAACUACGCUGGCAUCUUCCAUUUCCAGUUCUGGCGUUACGGGGAGUGGGUCGAUGUGGUUGUGGACGACCGCAUUCCCACCUGCAACAACAAGCUGGUGUUCACCAAGUCCUUCAGGAAGAACGAGUUCUGGAGCGCUCUUCUGGAAAAGGCUUACGCAAAGCUGCACGGGUCUUAUGAGGCACUGAAAGGGGGGAACACACUGGAGGCCAUGGAGGAUUUCACAGGCGGAGUUACCGAGUUCUUUGACUUGGCCGAGGCGCCCAAAGAUCUCUACAGCAUCAUGAGGAAGGCGCUCGAGAGAGGCUCGCUGAUGGGCUGCUCCAUCGACGUUGUCUCAGCCAGUGAACUGGAGACUCGAACGGCACAGGGGCUGAUCAGAGGUCAUGCCUACUCCAUCAUAGCCCUGGAGGAGUGUGAUGAAGUUGCAAAGGACUCCAGAAUCCGCCUGAUUCGCCUGCGCAAUCCUUGGGGCCGCGUGCUGUGGAAGGGACCGUGGAAUGCAAGCUCAGAGGAGUGGUCGACUAUUUCCAUCGCGGAUAAGGAGAACUUAAAAAAACAGACUGUCGAGUCCAGUGAGUUCUGGAUGUCUUUCGACGAGUUCAAGAGGAACUUCACCAAACUGGAGAUGUGCAAUUUGACCCCCGACGCCCUGCAGGGUGACGAAAGACACAGCUGGACGGUAUCGGUCAAUGAGGGCCGCUGGGUGAGAGGCAGCUCUGCUGGCGGCUGCAGGAACUUCCCAAGCACAUUUUGGACAAACCCCCAGUACCGGAUGCAACUUUAUGAGGAGGAUGAUGAACCAGAGGAUGGAAAGGUGGGCUGCACCGUUGUUGUGGCUCUGAUGCAGAAAGGCCGACGGAAGCAACGCUUCCAAGGAGCUAAAUUCCUCACCAUCGGGUUUUCUAUCUACGAGGUACCAGAGGAGAUGCAAGGGGAAGAUCAACAUCUCGAGAAGGAUUUCUUCUUGUACACAGCCUCCGUAGCUAAAUGCAAAAGCUACAUUAAUCUACGAGAGGUGACCGAACGUUUCUGUUUGCCUCCUGGGGAGUACGCCAUCAUCCCCACGACCUUUGAGCCCCAUGAAGAGGGCGAAUACAUCCUCAGGGUUUUCUCCGAGAAGAAGAGCACUUCCGAGGAAACGGAGAACACCAUCGAGACUGGCAAAACACAGCAAGACGAGAAAAAGAAAGGAAAGCCUAUUGUGUUUGUGUCAGACAGAGCGCGCGCCAACAAAGAGAUUGAGCACGACGACAUUCAGGGGGAGAAGAGGAAGAAACCAAAGCAUAAACUGCUAGAACCCGAGGAGACAGACGAGGAAAAACAUUUCAGGGCCAUUUACCAACAGAUUUCUGGUGACGACAUGCAGAUCUGUGCCAAUGAACUCAAGACCAUCAUGAAGAACGUGCUCGCCAAACAUAGCGAAAUAAAGACGGAAGAAGGUUUCAGCCUCGAGACGUGUCGCAGUAUGAUCGCUUUAAUGGACACGGACGGGACAGGAAAGCUGAACCUGCAGGAGUUCAAGCACAUGUGGAAAAAGAUCAAGCAGUGGCAGCUGAUAUUCAAGCGUUACAACAAAGACAAAAAAGUCUCCAUCAGCAGUUUUGAGAUGAGGAAUGCCAUUAAUGAUGCAGGCUUUCACCUCAACAAACAGCUCUACGACAUCAUCGCCAUGCGCUACUCAGACGAACAACUCAACAUCGACUUCGACAGUUACAUCUGCUGCUUUGUGAGGCUCGAGGGCAUGUUCAGAGCUUUCAAUGCCUUUGACAAAGACGGAGACGGAAUCAUCAAACUCAACGUGCUGGAGUGGCUCCAGCUCACCAUGUACUCUUAAAUCGCCUUUUUCCCCCCACACCCGACUCAGCUGCGGACAUUCACGGCAGCAGUUUUGUUCCCGUCACUUCAGUCUCUCUUUAGUUAAACCGCCAGAGUGAACAGAGUGCGCUAAGAGCCUAUUCAUGUGAACAGAUUCCAUGUUCCCACCGAGUAAACGAUAUAAACACUGACAUCGUAAAGCUACGAACAUCAUGUGCGAGUCAAAGCAGUCAGUGAAUCAGAAGAAUGACUAUUUUUGUCCGUUUAUUGCCGUACACACACAGUAUGUAUUAAUUACAAAUGAAACCACAAAGUAUUACAUCAUACAAGUUGACAGUGUUCACUCUCACUUUCUAUUGUUGCCCGGAAAGAGAUGAGUGUUUGAGCAUGUUUAGCAGCAGUUUUGUAAAUAAUCCUCUCAUGAUCAAAGUUCUCUCACGUGUAGGAGUGACGAUAGACAAGAGACUAAAUGUGUGGAAGAGAUGAAGGAAACAGUGUGUCAGCUGUGGAGUCAGGAAACAUAACAAAAUAUUGUUGGUGUAGGACAAAAAAAAUCAAAAAUCAAAUCUGUAAUAAUGAACUGAUCAAAAAAAAAAGAAAUCCGACUUGAUGAUUUUGUGAUAUUUACACACACAAACGACAUGUUUAUACAUUUUUAACAGUAAAGCCGUCGUUUCUCUGUUCUACUUCCGACUAAAUGAUCCCUUCCGACACUGUGGAAGACGUCAGAAUGAAAUACUCGACCGCAAGGGACUUGAAAUUCAAAGCACCAACUCCACCAGCACCAAUGACCUGUGAUAGUUUAGCUCACGCACAAAGUGCGACGAUGGAAGUUGAAACACACCCAUAAAGCUGAGAUCGCAACCUUCGUUCAUAUACAUGUAAACAAGAUUCAUUUUAAUGGCAAAUUAUUGCAAAAGUCGUUUCACAAAAAGAGAUUCUAUCAUGCACAGUAAGGUGUCAAACGAAAUGCUUGAGCGCGCAUGUCGUUUCUUUGGUGUGUGUCCUCCAUUAACUGUCAGUGUUCACAAGGUCAAAGAGACCCACGUGUCCAUUCAAGUGGAAAUCCUUGGUUUUUUUUUUUUAACAAAGUGAAAGACAAAAAAAAGGCUCAAAUACUGUAAUGGAUGACAGUCCCGGCGUCCUCUGCGUCCCCUCAGUCAUGACUGAAUUCACUGUCUUUCUGCACGUGGUGCUGCAUGUGGACAGGCAGCUCCUGUGGGAAGGAAGAACAUCGAACUGAGCAGAGUUUUCAUGCGUUGCUGACUGAAGAUCCUUGCGCUUGUAAAGCCUGCCCCACACUAUAGAGGAGUUUCAAAUCUGACACGGAUGACAAUUUUUGUAGCCGAUUUUCAACACUUUCAGUCCUGAGAAAGCACAGACUUGACGCAGGAGCACACACUUGGCGUUUCAUCAAAUGAUUUUAAGGGAGGACGUUCCAGGGAUUUGGGAUCUCACAGAAACUCAGACUUCAGAAUGUAAACAGACAUGGAGGCGGACUGUCUGCGUCGUCAGUUAAUAGCCACUGUGUGUGUGUGUGUGUGUGUGUGUAUGUGCGCGCGUGUGCAAUGCUUUGUGGCUGAGAAGACGGAAUCAACUUGGCUUGUACAAGUUUUGGUUCAAUAGAAAAGAACGCAACGUGUGUUAAAUCCCUCACACUACAGGAUCAUUUGGCCAGAUAAUCUGUUCAAAAUCAAAAUCAGCCUAAAAUUGGAAGACAACCAUGAUCGUCGGAAGGGCCAGAUCCUCUAGUGUAGGGGCGGGGCUUAAGAAAAGGCCAUUAGUCCGUCACCUGCUGAACUGACUGCUGAGUGCAGAAGAAGGAGUUGCAGUUUCUCCAGCGACACUUGACCGUCUGCAGCUUCUGGUUGGUGUGAUCUCCUACAAGAUGCUGCACUAGAUGCUCCGCCAUGCCGAAUAUUAGAGAGCAGUUAUGCCACUGGACAAGAGGCAAAUGUUAAGUUAGAACAAAACAUAAAAAAGGAACAUAUUAAAGAAGAAUCAUUGCAAUCAUUCUUCACCCAGCAGCGGUGGUUUUUCAUCACGUUUAGCUUGACUGCUUGAAUGCUGCCAUCAUAACAGCCGGUGUAGAUCUAGAAAUGAGGAAUAAAACACAACCAUUCAGUCUUUACUCGUCAACCUCCUCCAAAAAAGGGUCAAGAAUGGACUGACUUACCACACUCUUAUGGAUGGACAUGCACAUCACCAUGUCACUGUGACCGCCGUACACCUGCAGGCGGUCGUGUGACUAGGAAGAAAGAUACAAAGUUAUAAAAAAUAUCUAGAGUAUAUAAAAGCACACAGGAUGUUUUCACAUAGUCGUGAAUAGUUAAUAUAGAGUUAACUGUUAUAUUUUAGAUUCUUCAGUGGCCAUCUUUUGUUUUACAGAAAGACAGCUUUGCACAAUUCUGUUUUUUUUUGUGUGUGUUUACUACAUAAUCAUCACAGUCAUGUGUGUUCUUUCUCUUCAUUAUUAAACUACACUUUAAAAAGUGAUAAAAACAACACUGAAUGAGAAGGCGUGUCCAAACCUGACUGAUUAAUGGUUGGUUGCACUGCUUAUUAUUUAAACUGCUUAAUACUGUGUCAAAACUGUGAAUAAAAUAAUAAUUUGA